GUGCGGGUCCCACACACGCCGGGAGAUGGAGUCGCUAGUAGGACAGACCCCGGACUGCAACGCCUUCCUGCAGCUGGUGGACCGGAAGUGGCAGGACCAUUGCUCCUCGAUGCUCACUCUGCGGAACGUGUUCCUGUACCUCGACCGCAGCUUCGUGCUACAGGCGCCCAACCUCCGGAGCAUCUGGGACAUGGGGCUGGAGCACUUUCGGAACCACUUUCAGGCACUAGAGGAGGUAGAGGCCAAGACGGUGGCGGGGAUCUUGACGCUGAUCGAGCGUGAGCGAACAGGGGUGGACGUUAACCGUCCCCUUCUCCGCAGCCUCCUUCGCAUGCUGUCAGCGCUACAGGUGUACGAGGAGCUGUUCGAGGGGCGUUUCUUGAGGGAGACGGAGGAGUUCUACGCCGCCGAAGGCGUUCGUUACAUGGCCACCGCCGACGUACCGCACUUCCUGCAGCACGUCGAGGAGCGCCUUCAGCAGGAGGCAGACCGAGCGUCACUGUACCUGGAUUCGUCGACGCGAAAGCUGCUCGUCACCACGGCGGAAAGCCAGCUCCUCAAGCCGCACACGCAGGCGUUGCUGGAGCGCGGGUUUGGCAGUCUCAUGGACUCGCAGCGGUUGCCGGAGCUGAAGGUCAUGUACCAGCUCUUUCAGCGGGUACAGGCCUUGGAUGAGCACCAGUGUGCCGCCUCAAUUUUUGUCUAGGCACCACCUCGUUGUUGUUGUAAGCCUGCGAGGCUGGGUACGCCUCCUGUCAUCGCGAUGGGCGGCAUGGGUUGGUCCGCUGAUGUUGUCCACUCGCUGUUUCUGUCGAACCUAACCUAGCCGUUGCCCUGAACGCCCUGUUUCAGUUCUCGUUUUUUUGUCUACUGCGGUUGUUGUUGUUGCUGUGGGACGAAGACGCUAUUGUGCUCUAGACCUGCUGUAUAACCCAAUCGUCUUGUCUGUUCGGCUCCGUCGUCGCUGCUAACUAUCGCGGUUUGCUGGCUUGGUUCUGUUUAGCUCAAGGCAGCGAUGACGGCGUACGUGCAAUCAAAGGGACUCUACAUAGUCCACGAUAAGGUAGCUCUGCGUCCAUACGGCAGCAUGGCUCUUCAUGCGUUACACAAACCUGGACACAGGUCCAAUAGAGGUGACUGUAGGAAAGGUUUUCUCUUAAAAGUAAAAGGGCGGACGAACAACACCAAUAUACAUGUUUUUUUGGGCUGUUUGCUCCACGCCCAAGGCGACCUUUGCUCCUCUCGUGAAAGCGACCCUACAGCCCUCUACCUGGGGUUUACAGCUAUACCACACAACAAACCGCAUCCGAAUCGUAUCAGCCAACCACGAGAUCUACAUGUCUGAAAACUGUCCCUGCAGUGGGGCUGCAGCGCCCACACCAGCAGACCCUCCUAAAAAAAAGAAUCGAGGUCCGCGCCGUUCGGCAGCAGGAGGCGCGCUGCCCGAAAGCUGAAUCAAAACAAAAAGAAGUUUGAAGAGAGGACGGGGCAGUGUGUGGUUGCCGCGUCAGCAGAAGAUAAAACGCGGCGCGCUAUCGAACGCGGCAGCCUCACCGUCGUAGAGAGAACGCUGAAGGAAACGAAAGAAGAGUUGGUCAAAAGUAAGAAAAUUGUGGAAGAGAGCCAGGCUCAACCUCGCUGCCGCCGCCGCCGCCGCCGCUGCUGCUGCUGCUGUUUUUCUCAGCAGCAGCAGCGGCGGCGGCAGGUGCCUGCGUGGCUUCACCGCCCGGCUGCUGCUCGGGUGUGUCAUGAGGCAUGUGUUCUAGAGUGGGACCGCGCAAUGGUGUUGUGCUGUGCCCCAUAGCAGGGCGCAAAGCACACAGGCGAGCCGCGCCCUCGCGCGUGUGCGUCAGACGGUCUUUUCGGGAGGUUCCGACGGUUCCGUGCAAUUUCAUUGGUUGGUCGAUUU
Messenger RNA from Ectocarpus sp. CCAP 1310/34, 1909 nucleotides. NCBI's taxonomy places the organism in Eukaryota, Phaeophyceae, Ectocarpales, Ectocarpaceae. The record is from the annotation of a GenBank genome assembly.